AUGUUUACGAGCAACUCUUUCGCCAUCCACUUCCUACUUCUACCGCUGAUAGCUUUUUCGGUGCUCUCCGCUGGAAAAUCUCUUCCUCCGCAGGUACUAAGUUGGUCAUCAAAAACCUACGGCCCAAAUGGACCGUGGAACGCAAUCACAAUAUCCAUUGGGUCUUCACCGUCUUCUCCUCCCCAGGCAGUUGAUCUUCUCCCAGGAGGUCAAUGGAUGACAAAUGUUAUAUCCCCCUCUGUUUGUGCUGCCAACACUGAUGCUUGCGGGAUCCCGAAAUCAGCUGGAUUUUACGACCAGAAUUCGUCCGAUUCAGUCACCUCCAUCAGCAACACUGGUCAAAUUUAUCCGAAUACGCAAAUGGCUAGUGUAACGGGUGCUCUACCGUCGCUGACUGGGGAAGCUUUUUGGAUGUUCGACACGAUUGCCUUUUCUGCAAGACCGGGCACCGGAGGAGAACCCGGCGCUGUGGUCAUCGCCAAUUUCGACCUCCUGGUGCUCGCCGAAGCAUUAGAAGAGCUUCCUGACGGAACAAAGUAUCCUGUGCAGGUUGGGAAACUAGCAUUGGGAGCACCACAUUUCAAUCAAACCUGGUCCCACAUCCCUGAUCCAGUUCCAUGGAACGGAACCCUUCUAACAAGCGCAUUGUUCGGGUCAGGUCGAACUUCCUCAAACUCUUAUGGGAUGCAUUUGGGAUCAGCAGCAUUGGGCAUACCAGGAUCAUUGAAUCUAGGCGGUUACGAUCAGAAUCGAGUUUUGGGACCGGUCUCAAGUCAACCAUAUACACUGGAUCACUUCCCGAUCGACUUACUUGAUAUUGGGAUCGGGGUAGCCGAAGGGGAAUCGCCAUACAGUUUCACAAAACAAUCUGGACUGCUAGCCGCUGGGAACUCGUCCAUUGGCGUUGCAAUGACUGUGUUUGUCGAAGCAACCGUGCCUUACAUUUACUUGCCCCAAAGUGCGUGUGAUGCCAUAACGAAGAACCUCCCCGUCAUCUUCAAGCCGAACUUGGGGCUAUACCUUUGGGAUACAACUAGUCCCAGAUACCAGUCAAUUGUAUCAUCACCAGCUUUUCUCUCUUUUACAUUUCGUCUCAGCAAUAGCGUAUCCCAAAAUCUCACCAUCAACGUUCCUUUCGCACUUCUCAACUUGACUUUGACGGCUCCGAUACUCAGUCAACCAGCACCUUACUUUCCUUUGCGGCCAGACCAGGGCCCAAGCUCGAGUUUCACGCUGGGGAGAGCAUUUAUGCAAGCGGCUUUUGUUGGAGUUAAUUGGCAAGAUGAUGUCGAAGGCAACGGCCUCUGGUUUCUUGCUCAAGCCCCUGGACCAAACACCCCAUCGAAUCCCACGCCCGUGGCCAUAUCUCCUACGGAUAAUACUAUUACGGCGUCUACGGUAGAUUGGAAAGAUACGUGGAAAGGGACAUGGAAGUUGGUGGAAUCGCCCAGUAACACGACAACCAGCGGUAACUCGACAUCGGGUAGCAGUAGCGAAUCACCUUCGAGUACUCCAAGUGCGCCUAAGAGUCCAAGACUUUCGAAGGGAGCUAUUGCUGGUAUAGCAAUCGCUGUCGUUUUGGGGUUAGCGGGAGCUGUCGGGGUGGCUUUUUUCAUUUGGAGACGUCAACGCAAGAACUCUAAACCAAAACCGCAGUUAUCAACUAACGGACCAGACCCAUUGGGAGAAGCACCUCCUAGAUUCCCGACAUCGCGUGAGGAGUAUAGAUCUUCGGGGUAUGGCCCUCGUGAGUUGGAUGCAGGGAAUGAAUCUUUCCACAAACCUUACAAACCGGAGCCAUCCAGUGAGUCGGAUUUGGGCAAUGGAGCGCAUCAGCAAAGUCUACGGGCUACUACUCCCGGGAGUUUCCCAAUUGAAAUGGCUGGAUGA
Venustampulla echinocandica is the source of this 1890-nucleotide messenger RNA. RefSeq lists its product as uncharacterized. The coding region runs from base 1 to 1890 and encodes 629 amino acids. The record is from RefSeq and is a predicted model, not a curated record. The transcript has a single exon. Lineage: Eukaryota; Fungi; Ascomycota; Leotiomycetes; Helotiales; Pleuroascaceae.